ACUCAAAAGCUAAUAUCACACGCGUGCCUCUACGCUCAACUCCCUCUCAAUCAUGGCGACGGUCAUCCUCGGUGCGCAGUGGGGUGACGAAGGCAAAGGCAAGAUUGUCGACGUGAUCGCGCAGACCGGAAUCCAAUUGUGCUGCAGAGCGCAAGGUGGUCACAAUGCCGGACAUACCAUUGUGAAGAACGGCAAGAAGUUUGAUGUCCACAUCCUACCAUCCGGUGUCCUCACUGAUGGCUGCAUCAACCUCGUCGGAUCAGGAUGCGUCGUCUACGUGCCAAACUUCUUUAAAGAGAUCGAGAUGCUCGAGAAGGCCGGGAUCGACACCAAAGAUCGCAUUCUGGUCAGCGACAAGUGUCAUAUCGAUCUUGACCUGCACACGAAAGUCGACGGUCUCGAAGAGGUAGAGCUGGGCAAGGCGAACAUCGGCACAACGGGCAAGGGCAUUGGUCCUACAUACUCCACGAAAGCUAGCCGAAGCGGACUUCGCAUGUCGGAUGUCUUCAACAAGUCAGCGUUCGACACCAAGUUGCGCCAGCUGGCCCAGUCGUUUAAGAAGCGGUAUGGGGAUCUUCUCAACUACGACCCUGAAGACGAGAUCAAGAGGUUCGACGAUUACAGGGAACGAUUGAAGACCUAUGUCGUGGAUCAGGCACCUCUGAUCGAAUCGGCCGAAGAGGGCAACGUCAAGAUUCUUGUCGAAGGUAGCCAAGCUCUGAUGCUGGACAUCGAUAACGGCACCUACCCGUUUGUAACUUCCUCAAACACCGGAAUGGGAGGCGUCUUCACUGGUCUAUCGCUAAACCACCGCAAGAUCGACGAAGUCAUUGGUGUUGUCAAGGCUUACACCACUCGCGUUGGCUCUGGUCCAUUCCCUACUGAAUUGCAGAACGAAAUCGGCGAUCGCCUGGUUGACAUCGGAAAGGAGUAUGGUGUCACGACAGGUCGCAGACGCCGCUGUGGAUGGCUUGACCUCGUAGUCGUGAAGUACUCCAACACGAUCAACCACUACGAUGCGAUCAAUUUGACGAAAUUGGACAUCCUGGACGACUUCGAUGAGAUCAAGGUUGCUACUGAAUACCACCACAACGGUCAGAAACUGGCCUCUUUCCCCAGUGAUCUCACCGUUCUCGAAAACAUCGAGGUGAAGUACGAGACCUUCCCCGGCUGGAAGAGCAGUACGGUUGGCCUGCGCAAAUGGGAAGAGCUACCCGAAAAUGCUCGCAAAUAUGUGGACUUCAUCGAGAAGUUCACGAAAGCACGGGUAAAGUACAUUGGCACGGGACCGGGCAACGAGAAUAUGAUUAUUCGAUGAGGUCCCCUAGCGUUGAUGAGACGAAUAGGUGCCAUUUGGUGCACGCCAGGCUCAGAUAGCUUGGUAGAAUUUAGCAAUGAGAAAAUACAGCCCUUUG
This is a messenger RNA of Pseudocercospora fijiensis CIRAD86, 1415 nucleotides long. RefSeq lists its product as uncharacterized. The transcript has 2 exons. The record is from RefSeq and is a predicted model, not a curated record. Gene Ontology annotation, cellular component: cytoplasm. Gene Ontology annotation, biological process: 'de novo' AMP biosynthetic process; IMP metabolic process. Gene Ontology annotation, molecular function: adenylosuccinate synthase activity; GTP binding. Bases 53 to 1318 code for a protein of 421 amino acids. NCBI's taxonomy places the organism in Eukaryota, Fungi, Ascomycota, Dothideomycetes, Mycosphaerellales, Mycosphaerellaceae.